AUGAGUGCUCUGCUACUUCCAUCGCUUCCUUUUGGUCAUUCUACGCUUCCUCUUUUCAAUAUCAACAAAACGUUUGAAUUGACUGGCCAUAUAACGGUAUGUUUUGAUGAUUCGAUUAUCAUAUGGGGAGGAAUGAAAGAAGAUAAUAGUUCUGAAAAUCAAUCCGAUGUUUUAUUUGUAAUCCCAAAGGAAGUAGAAAAACGUGAAAAAUUUAGAAAAAAAUUCUGGCGAUUCUAUAAGUUAAGAAGCAAUGAAGUGAUACCGUGUUUAAAAAAUGCUACUGGUAUAUUAAUCAAUGAGUUUCUCUAUAUAUUCGGUGGAUUUUCCUCUCCAGGUGAUAAUUUAUAUUGUUAUGUUAGUGCACUUGUCACAGCCAAUAAUCAAAUCUAUAAGAUCGAUUUGGAGACAAGAGAUUUUACAAAAUUAAAGCCAAAAAGUGGACUCGUUCCUCAGCCUAGAAUUAGUGCAGCUGGAUGGAAUUAUUUAGGAAAGUGCUAUUACUUUGGCGGUUGGGGUCCACGUAUUUUUGAUGGGCAAUAUGAAAUAAUCACUUACGAUCAACCAGACAUAGAAAGAGUUAUGAUAGAAACAAUUCCUGAAAAUUUUCCUUCAGUAUGUUUCAUUAAUCAAUUGCUGCAAUUCGAUCCAGAAAAGGAAGAAUUUGCCAAUUUAAGGACUUACGCAGAUAUUCCUUCUCCACGCAGUGGCGCAGCAGCUGUAUGUCAACCAAUGGAGAAUUAUGUUCUACUUUAUGGUGGUUAUGAUGGAAUUUCGUAUUUAGACGAUCUUUAUACGCUUGAUACGAAAUCAUUAAUCUGGACGAGAAUACUAUUCCGCAAUAUGACGAUUCCAGUCGGCCGUAGCGAUUUCACUUUUACUCAGAUAGAUGAGAGAAAUUUCAUUGUUUAUGGAGGCAAUGGAAUAGCGAUUUCUCAUACUUCAGAAACAUGCUGGAAGUUGCAAGCGACUUGGACUGACCCACCACAGUUCAUUUGGAGAAGCAUUCCAACUGACACAAUGUUACGACACGGCCAUGGAGCUGUAUGGUAUGACGAGCAGCUUUAUAUUGUUGGUGGAUUCUUUACGCCACCAGUGUCACCUAAGGAAACAUCGCUCGGCGCCCUUUUGAAUUUGAAAAUACGAAAGAAACUUUCCACAGAUAUUCCAAAGAAGUUGGGCAGGAAGAGCUUCUGA
Molecule: messenger RNA, 1194 nt
Organism: Dracunculus medinensis (Guinea worm)
Lineage: Eukaryota; Metazoa; Nematoda; Chromadorea; Rhabditida; Dracunculidae
Source: the annotation of a GenBank genome assembly